ACGUCUCACGCGUCUCGAAACAAAACGUUGUUAGAGAGUUUCUACGAUUCCGGCGACCUCAUUGGUGGUGACACUAACUAUUAUACUUUUCUUUGCUUACACUCUUGACCGGCUUCGAUGGCGGACGGAAACGCCGCUUCGCGUUACGUGAAAUUGAGGAAAGAGCAGGCUCCUGUCGAAGAAGAUAUCACGCCCGGCGAACUCAAUCAGCCCAUUGAUGUUCCUCAGUUGAAUGUCCGAAAGUGCCAUGAAUGUAUGCAAGUUCUGCCUGAGACAUAUGAACCCCCUUCUGAUGAAAACUGGACCACCGGCAUUUUUGGUUGUGCUGAAGAUCCAGAAAGCUGCAGGACAGGUCUCUUUUGCCCGUGUGUACUGUUUGGGCGUAACAUUGAAGCUGUAAGGGAAGAGAUUCCUUGGACCCAACCAUGUGUAUGCCAUGCAAUAUGUGUUGAAGGAGGUAUGGCACUUGCAGCGGUAACAGCACUCUUCAGUGGCUACAUUGAUCCUCAAACAACAGUCGUGCUAUGCGAAGGCCUCUUCUUUGCUUGGUGGAUGUGUGGAAUCUAUUCAGGCUUGUUCCGCCAAGAACUCCAGAAGAAAUAUCAUCUCAAGAAUGCGCCUUGUGAUCAUUGCAUGGUUCACUGUUGCUUGCACUGGUGUGCUUUGUGCCAAGAACACAGGGAGAUGAAGAAUCAUCUUUCUGAUACAGAAGCUUCAUCAUCAACUACUAUGGAUCCUCCCCCAGUUCAAGAGAUGAACACCGAGGAGAAAAGAGACGCUUCAUCUUCUUCAUCUUCGUCCCCAUCAUCUGCCAAAAGCCAACACAAUGAUCUCGAGAUGGUCCCUCUAUAGGAAACGUUCCUUAUUAAUCUCUCUGCUGCUUAUGCUCUAUAAGCUGUUUUCUCUGUGCAGAGAAGCUUUUCCGUACCAGAUGAUUCUGCUGCCCUUAGGUUUAAAAUAUACAAAAGUUUGUUCUAAGAACAAGUUCAUUAGUAAUUAACUUUUUUUACAGAACUUAAUUCAUGACUUCAUUGAAUCUUUUUUGGUUGGGUGGGAGAAUUAUCUGUCUUUGAUAUAUUUUGUGAUUGAAUGCCGGUAAAACUGUUUCGUCUU
This is a messenger RNA of Capsella rubella, 1113 nucleotides long. RefSeq names its product cell number regulator 6. The coding region runs from base 118 to 852 and encodes 244 amino acids. The transcript has 4 exons. The record is from RefSeq and is a predicted model, not a curated record. Lineage: Eukaryota; Viridiplantae; Streptophyta; Magnoliopsida; Brassicales; Brassicaceae.